GCUCGCGAGCGCCAUGUCUGUCCCGCAGCAGAGGAAGACAGUCUCAGCGAGUGAAGAGCGCUGCGAGAAAGUCAAGAGACUCCGCGCUCAGCAUCCGCGGCAAGGACGGAGAAACGCGUUCGAGGGGUCUGUUCCGCCACCGACUCCCCGGUCCGUAGAUCGUCGUGUCGAUCCGCAACAGAGGGCCGAGGCGCGGAGAUCAGGGAAGCCUCCUCCAAGGACUCGCUGUCGUUGAGAAUCGCGCAUUAUGGGAAACGCAGCUACUGCCAAGAAAGGCAACGAACUGGAGAGCGAGACUUUUGUGAAAGAGUUUCUAGCCAAAGCCAAAGAAGAUUUCUUGAGGAAAUGGGAAUCACCACCACAGAGCACAACUGGUUUAGAUGACUUCGAACGACUGAAGACGCUGGGCACGGGCUCUUUUGGGAGAGUCAUGCUGGUUAAACACAAGGCUACAGAUCAGUUCUAUGCCAUGAAGGUUCUGGACAAACAAAAGGUGGUGAAGUUGAAACAAGUGGAGCAUACGCUAAAUGAGAAGAGAAUAUUACAAGCAGUAUCCUUCCCGUUCCUCGUCAGAUUGGAAUAUUCCUUCAAGGACAACUCUAAUUUGUAUAUGGUGAUGGAGUAUGUACCAGGAGGGGAGAUGUUCUCACAUCUUCGACGAAUCGGACGGUUUAGUGAACCGCAUGCACGGUUUUAUGCUGCACAGAUUGUCCUGACUUUUGAGUACCUCCACUCACUAGACCUCAUCUACAGAGACCUGAAACCUGAAAACCUACUCAUCGACCAGCAUGGAUAUAUACAGGUAACAGACUUUGGUUUUGCAAAAAGAGUAAAAGGCAGAACCUGGACUUUAUGUGGAACUCCGGAGUACUUGGCGCCAGAGAUCAUCCUCAGCAAGGGAUACAACAAGGCUGUGGACUGGUGGGCCCUCGGUGUUCUCAUAUAUGAAAUGGCAGCUGGAUAUCCCCCAUUUUUUGCAGACCAGCCUAUACAGAUCUAUGAGAAGAUUGUGUCUGGAAAGGUACGAUUCCCCUCGCACUUCAGUUCUGAUCUGAAAGAUCUGUUGAGGAAUCUGCUGCAGGUGGACCUGACCAAGCGCUUCGGAAACCUGAGGAAUGGUGUCAGUGAUAUCAAAAACCACAAAUGGUUUGCCACAACGGAUUGGAUAGCCAUCUAUGAGAGAAAGGUGGAGGCGCCGUUCAUACCGAAGUGCCGAGGUCCUGGAGACACAAGCAACUUUGAUGACUAUGAAGAGGAAGACAUUCGUGUAUCUGUUACAGAAAAAUGCGCAAAGGAGUUCUCCGAGUUUUAGUUACGGACACAUCAAAGCUAGACAUAUAUGCAUAUAUACAUAUAUUUACUUCUCUAUAUAUGUAUAUGUGUGUGUGUGCAUCACACAACACCUCAAAUAAGGGUAUCUUUGCACUCUAAAGACAUGGGAUGAGCAGAGAGCACAUCACCGUCAGAGUUCUUGUGUACUUCCUUCAUUCCAUCGGGCUUUAGAGGUCACCGGGGCUCUCAUGCUCUUAACCAUCAUGCACUGGCACAUCAGUUCACUCUCUUCCACUCUCUGACCUGUUUGGCAUUGUGUUCCCCAUUUUAAAGCUUAUUUUUUGACAGAUGUUUAAGUAUGGCAUUACAAACACAAAGGCCAAUUCAGCAUUGUUACACCAGUUUUGUUGUUGUUGUUCGUGGCGGCGUCAUACAGUGUUGUUAUUUGAAUAAUUUGACGUUGCCUGUACCUAUUGGCAUUUUUUUUUUUUUUUUUUUUGGGGUGUUACACAUCCAUGUCCUCCUCAUUUUUUCAUCUUUAGACCAAAACAACUGACAAAUUUUUCAGGUCUCUUUUUUUUUUUUGGUUACAUGUGCAAAUCUGUCGAAUUCAGAGCAUUUUUAAUUUUAUUUAAACCACGUUGUGUGUUGAAAGCAUGACCAAAACCAUCGUGUUGUGAACGGCAGAGGAAGAGGUCUUAACUCUUCUUUAUUACAGAGCCCACAGAAUGAUUGCGUUGCAGAUGUUACAGUGAUCUUUAUAUCACGAUGUUACAGUUAAAGGUCCAGUCUCAUGCAUAUACUGACAGAUGUUGUUAGCAAUAUAAAACAUAUCUUAUUUUACCACUUUUGUGCAUUUUUAUUCAUUAUACAGAGGUUUUAUUCUGAAAUAGGAGAUAAAACCUUUAAAAGUCAUUUUAAUGAGUGCUGUUUAUCAUCUGAUGUUUAAGAAAAACGGCAAAUGCAUUGGUGCAACUGCUGUGGGAUGAGUUAGAUUAUCACAGCGAGGCACUUAUCAGUUACAUAUCAGUUUUUGUCACCGGUUUUAAUUAGUCAAUGUUGAAGCUGUUUUGCAAAGUUCUCUCUUAACUGAAAAUUGUAAAACUGCCAAAACUCUGUUGUCUCCUCCUCCAUUGUUGCUGUUGAACUUUUGUCGUUCUUUUAUUCGUAUGACCGAAUGUAGAGUUGAAACUUCUAGAUAUGCAUAUUGUUUGAGUUUUGAGGUACAUUCUCACAGACAUAUACUAAGAAACUGACUAUGUUACAAAGAAAGAGAGAAAAAACAGAGGUUAGUAAGCCUCUUCUCCUUUGUAUCACCUAUAAUCCAGUUAUUGUUCGGCUCAUAAUGCGUAUAUGCAUUAUUUCUUAUAAAUGUUUUUAUUUAUACACACAUUAGAGAGAUGCUAAUAAAUUUUAUUUUUAAGA
Cyprinus carpio (common carp) is the source of this 2697-nucleotide messenger RNA. RefSeq names its product protein kinase, cAMP-dependent, catalytic, beta b (gene prkacbb). Gene Ontology annotation, biological process: peptidyl-serine phosphorylation. The coding region runs from base 248 to 1312 and encodes 354 amino acids. Lineage: Eukaryota; Metazoa; Chordata; Actinopteri; Cypriniformes; Cyprinidae. Gene Ontology annotation, molecular function: cAMP-dependent protein kinase activity; ATP binding. Gene Ontology annotation, cellular component: cAMP-dependent protein kinase complex; nucleus. The record is from RefSeq and is a predicted model, not a curated record. The transcript has 11 exons.